Messenger RNA from Triticum turgidum subsp. durum (durum wheat), 216 nucleotides. Lineage: Eukaryota; Viridiplantae; Streptophyta; Magnoliopsida; Poales; Poaceae. The record is from the annotation of a GenBank genome assembly.
AUGUGGAUUUGUCGUAACAGGGCCACUUUCGAAGGCAAAAAGUUGAGAUCCUUUUUUGAUGUGGUCUUUUCUGCAUGUGGCUACAUGAACUACUGGGCAGAUCUGAUGGCGGGAGCUGAUCGAGAGGCGAUGGAGCGCGGCGCUAAGAUGCUCAAGACCAACGCUGCUGCCAUGAUGAGAAUUUGUGCAGCCCCAGCUGGAUCAGCGAUGGACUGA